This is a messenger RNA of Didymosphaeria variabile, 834 nucleotides long. RefSeq lists its product as uncharacterized. The transcript is spliced from 4 exons. Gene Ontology annotation, biological process: transmembrane transport. NCBI's taxonomy places the organism in Eukaryota, Fungi, Ascomycota, Dothideomycetes, Pleosporales, Didymosphaeriaceae. Gene Ontology annotation, cellular component: membrane. The record is from RefSeq and is a predicted model, not a curated record. Bases 1 to 834 code for a protein of 277 amino acids. Gene Ontology annotation, molecular function: transmembrane transporter activity.
AUGAAUAAGGAUAGGGACUUGGAGCUGACGACCCAGGCCGGAGAUGUUGACGAGGUCGCUGCCCAGGAGGCUAUCGACGACGAACGCGCCAAAGAGCAGCACGCACAUCCUGGAGGGACGCUCGAGCGAUACAUUAACCUUGUCUCCACCGUGAACUUUUCCUUCGUGCUGCAGUGCUCAUGGGAAGCCGCAGCAGUCACCUUUCAGUUCGCGCUUAGCAAUGGCGGUCCGGCGUCUAUCGUCUAUGGAAGUAUCCUCGCGGGAUUCGGAACCACGCUUGUGGUCACCUCACUGGCCGAGAUGGCCUCGAUGGACCCGACCGUUGGAGCCCAAUAUCGCUGGUCAGCAACGUUCGCUCCGAAAUGGCCCCGGUUCUUUGGUUUGAUGCAAGGAUGGAUCACUGUCUUCGCUUGGAUAUGCUCAUGCACCUCCAAUCCAGCCUUGAUCUCGAAUAUCAUCACAGGUCUCGUCAUUUUCAACAACCCUGACUACGUCCCCAAGCAAUGGCACACAACGCUGCUGAUGUGGGCAAUUACAUCGCUACCUUUCUUCGCCAACUUCUACUUCAGAAAGUUGCUGAACCCCUUUGAAGCCAUCGGCGCCCUUUUGCACGUCAUCUUCUUCAUCGUCAGCAUCAUCACUCUAGUAGUCCUCGCGCCGCGAAGCUCCCCCGACUAUGUCUUCAAGACGCUCACCCACGAUAGCGGCUGGCAACAGCCCAUCGUAGCCUUCGGCAUCGGCCUCCUCACCGUAGCCUACCCAUUAACAGGUUUCGGUACGCCAACCCCAUCCCCCCGCUGCUCCCCACACCACCAUCCCAGCCCCAUCGCAUAG